UAUGCACCUUGAAUACGAUCGAAUUGCGAGAGCGGAGACAAUUUCCCCGCCAUAUGGAGCAUACUUUCGUGAGAACUCGUUACAGUACAUGCCAAAUUACUUCUCUUUUCUUUCCGCAGUCCAUAUAUAAGUGACAUACUCAACAUUUCCUCGUUCUACAGCUAGAAAGAUUGAUUUUUUCGCCAUUUCCAAUUGCACUUCUUUGUGGAUUUUCUGAGGCUCUAGAACGCGCCCCACGCGCGUAGGAAAAAAGGAGGAAUCCCGGCGGAGUUCGUUUCUCUCCCGGCCGAGCGCUACCGGCGAUCCUGCCGCUGCGUUCCGGCCCGGGAGAGGAUGCCGGUGAUGAUUGGUGGAAGGCCCUUAGUGCAGAGAUGCGGUCCAGAGGAGGAGGAGGAGGAGGAGGGUGGGCUCUUGAGUUCGGGUUGGGCGGAUCGGUCUCGAUCUGGCCUUCUGGGUUCAGGGGCGACGACGGCCGAGUUAUUGCGGCGGUUUGGUUCUUUCCGGCGGAGGGACUCGGAGUCAUCGCCUAGGCGGGCUGCAUCAUGGUGGCGGCGGUCAAAUCGCGGCAGAAGGGUUCCCUGUAGGGAGCUGUUUCUAUCGUGCGUUUGGAUCUGGGUGGGAUUGUCAACAGGAUGUAGAUUCUGUUUGCAACUUGGCAUGGUGGAGUGGCGAUGGCAGGCAACGGCGAGGCAGUGGGGUGAUGACGAUGGUGGUUGCCGGCGGGGGGAAUGGUUGUCUGCGGUGAUUGGGUGUUGUUGGGGAAAGAGGGCUCUGGGCCGGGCCCCUGUCUUUGGGCUUUGUUGUUGUGUGGUUUUAAUUAGGGUUUGUAGUUUGGUUUUGGUUAGGGUUUUUAGUUUGGUUUUGGUCAGGGUUUUUAGUUUGGUUUGUUUAGGUUUAAUAAGUCCCUACUCUUUUGAGCUAGGGUUGGUUUCCUACUCUCUUGAGCUAGGAAUUGGUGUAGGUGUUAAGCCAUGUAAAUGGUGUCAUUCCCGAGGACGAGGACGAUUUUGUUCAACUCUGGUUUACUUUUGUUGUCGAUUUGCUGAUAAGCGAUCCUUUACACGUGGUCUAGCACCUUCGGACACGAUGUUGAAGAGGACGCUGUCUUCUUCGCAGUUGAUUACAAGGUUUUACUGGAAUUUUCGGGUUUAUCUGUUCAACGUAGCCUUGGAAAUAGGCGUUUGGUGGUUAGAGUUUGGUGGCCUAAUGGUCUCUGUAACCGCGGUUUCUUGGGGUUUUGGUUCAUGUCCCCCCAAUGUAAGCUUUGUUGAUUAAUGGU
This is a messenger RNA of Rosa chinensis, 1279 nucleotides long. RefSeq lists its product as uncharacterized. NCBI's taxonomy places the organism in Eukaryota, Viridiplantae, Streptophyta, Magnoliopsida, Rosales, Rosaceae. Bases 334 to 1275 code for a protein of 313 amino acids. The record is from RefSeq and is a predicted model, not a curated record. The transcript has 3 exons.